Messenger RNA from Camarhynchus parvulus, 4505 nucleotides. RefSeq names its product abhydrolase domain containing 17B (gene ABHD17B). Gene Ontology annotation, molecular function: palmitoyl-(protein) hydrolase activity. Gene Ontology annotation, cellular component: plasma membrane; endosome membrane. The coding region runs from base 200 to 1066 and encodes 288 amino acids. The transcript is spliced from 4 exons. Lineage: Eukaryota; Metazoa; Chordata; Aves; Passeriformes; Thraupidae. The record is from RefSeq and is a predicted model, not a curated record. Gene Ontology annotation, biological process: protein depalmitoylation.
GAGGCUGGCGCCGCUCCGGAGGCUGCGCGGGGCGGGCUCAGCGCUGCCAGGGCCGCGCGUUCUCCGGCCGGGGCCGGGGCCCUGACGGCCGCCUCCCGCCACGCCGUUACUCAGCACAGCCGGCGUCCCCACGGCCCGCCGACCCGGCAGUCGGGAGAGCACGGGGCCGCCGAGCGGAGCGCCAGGUGCAGACUAGAAGAUGAAUAAUCUUUCGUUUAGUGAACUGUGUUGCCUGUUCUGUUGUCCACCAUGCCCAGGGAAAAUUGCCUCUAAGCUGGCAUUCUUACCUCCUGAUCCCACAUACACACUGAUGUGUGAUGAGAGUGGCAGUCGCUGGACUUUACAUCUCUCAGAGCGAGCAGACUGGCAAUAUUCUUCUAGAGAAAAAGAUGCCAUUGAGUGCUUCAUGACUAGAACAUGUAAAGGCAACAGGAUUGCCUGUAUGUUCGUGCGUUGCUCACCUAAUGCCAAGUACACUUUGCUCUUCUCACAUGGAAAUGCUGUUGACCUGGGUCAGAUGAGCAGCUUUUACAUAGGACUGGGUUCACGGAUUAAUUGCAACAUAUUCUCCUAUGAUUAUUCUGGAUAUGGUGCAAGUUCUGGGAAACCUACAGAAAAGAAUCUAUAUGCUGACAUUGAUGCUGCUUGGGUGGCUCUUAGAACGAGGUAUGGAAUUCGCCCUGAAAAUGUGAUUAUAUAUGGCCAGAGUAUAGGAACGGUACCGUCUGUGGAUCUUGCUGCUAGGUAUGAAAGUGCUGCUGUAAUUCUUCAUUCUCCACUGACCUCAGGAAUGCGAGUAGCUUUUCCUGAUACAAAGAAGACUUACUGCUUUGAUGCAUUCCCAAACAUUGACAAAAUUUCUAAAAUAACAUCUCCUGUCUUAAUAAUCCAUGGAACUGAAGAUGAAGUAAUUGACUUUUCACAUGGCCUGGCAUUAUUUGAGCGUUGCCAGAGACCUGUAGAACCACUGUGGGUAGAAGGAGCAGGCCAUAAUGAUGUGGAACUCUAUGGACAGUACCUUGAAAGAUUAAAACAUUUUGUGUCACAGGAACUGGUGAACUUGUAACUUUCAUUGUGUAUUUACAUGUUUUUUUUUCAUUUCACUGCAGAACUGCACACUUUGAUAAAUAUAUAACUUAAAACCUGAAUGUUGUGUUUUCAAAUCAUCUUGGUUGCCUUCAUUAAAUCUACAGGUAAUGAUUUGUCAACAUAAUUAAUGAAGGUUUUAAUGUCAGCAUUAUAAACUGGAAUUACAUGAUCAUGCAGUCAGACUGGCAGUUCGUAUUUCUUUGUGUGAGUUUUUUCUUCUUAGAUAUAAAGAAAAAAAAUCACAAGGAGUACUGUAAGAAAAUUUAAUUAUAUAAAACCAAAUGCUGUAAAAGUGUUGCCAAGUGCUUUAGCAUAUCAAAACCAAGUUUAUAAAUAUUUUUUAAACAUCUCAAAGUGUACUGUGACUUACUCUGUUGCACAGGUGUAAUUAAAAAACUGACUUCUAAACUGUUGUUCUGUAAAAAUGUAAUAGCCAUGAAAUUUGAGCAAAUACUAAUGUAUGUAAUGAGAAUAAACAGUCACUGGAAAUUAGUCAUGCCCUGUUACAGGGAGAGGGAGGAAAAAUAGAUAUCUUUUCCCAUAUUUUUUAUUUCUUUUGGGCUUAGUUUUCCUUUAGUUAUUUUGUACUUGUAUUGUCUCUUAGCUUUCAGGAUAAUAAAAUGUAUCCACUCAUGUUCUCAGGAGUCCUAAUCUUGCCAGAAUAAUUCCACAAAUUAUCAUUGUGGUAAUGCAAGUAUCAUUCACAUGAUUGCUACUGAGGCCACAAAAUACCUCUUUGAAACCAGACUUAAGACCUAGAAGACUUCUUGAACCAUGUAGUUUUAAACACUGAUUUUUUAGAGCCACAACAUGUCAUUAAGAAGAACCUUGAAGUUUAUCCAACAUUGUAAUAAAGAGUUUGCAACUUAGCAGUUGUCUGAUCAGUCUAAUUUUGGAUGUUUAGUGUAAAAGCCUAUUGGUUUUGAGUAUUGUAUGGAAAUUUUACUAAUUGGGCCUGUGUGGGGUGGGAGGAGUGACAAGAAGAGAAUAUUGACAUUUUUCUAUUAAUUCAUCAUAAAAUAAACUUAUGUUGCCUUUCCCUUGAAUGCAUUUUACGUGAAUAAAACUAUGAAAAAUAAACUUAAUUAUAUGUAGCCUAAUUUUGAACAAAAUAAUAUUCCAACAAUACACACUGUGCUUUUAAGGCCUUACAUAGUUUAAUUGUUGUGCUUGUUUUUUGUGAUUGAGACUAUUGUAUACUUAAAUGUAGCUUUGAGUAUUGUGAAGACUUUGGUUAAGAUGUGUUGAUUAACAGUAAACAAUAUUCCACAAACUUGCAGUUUUUUCUUUUUAUUCAAAGUAAUAGCAGCAGUUGCUUGCAGUAUCAAAAUACUUAGCAACUUCCCAUUUAUUCAAGGAAAUCUGACAUCAAAAGCAAUAACUCAUUGUUCUGAAUCCCCAGUACAUUUCUUAGCUACUGUGAUCAGGGUGAUCAGCAGCUACUGUUCUGAUCACCCUUCUAUCCCCAUGCCUCACCUUACUACAAUUUGCCAUUCAGGACACGGGCUUUCUGCUGCAAAGCUGCUUGUAAACUUUUUUUUCUGUAAUGAAUUCUACUAUCUCCUUCUUUGAAAUUAAAAUGAAUUAUUGUCUUUUGCACUCUGUUGAGUUAAUUGAGUAGAAAGAAAUUUGUUCCCAAGCAACUAGGUUUCUGUGUGAUUUUUUGAUCAAGGAUGUUUCAGUGAGUUCUGAAAUUCAGAGUAUAUUCAGAAACAGCAACAUUAGACUUAAGCAUUUUCAUCCUAGUUCAAGGCUUUUGGAUACAGGUGUGUAACUCAGCUUUAUUAACAUCGUAUUUAAUACGUUGUUUGAUUUCCUUUUCUUACUACCUUAGUAAGGAGGUAGCCACUAGCCACUAUCUCCAAUGGAUGUCCUUGCCAUUAAAUGUUUAAGUGCUUUCUUUGUGAUGAAUGGAGCCUGUUUUGAGAUUCACCUUCAGGAAUUCAGAAAUAAGGAGUGUAGAAGUGCAGUGUUAAGUGAUAUAUAUUGGCUGCAGUUUGGUUGCCUGCCCCUUGCAGGCAAAUGAUCAACUGUCACCACAAGAACUAUCUGAUUGUGCCAGGGGAUAUUGUGGCACCCUGUAAUUGAAAAAGACAGAAAAGGUGUCAUAGUAGUUUUGCUCCUUUUGUUUCUGUAUUUUGUUGAAGCUGAACGAAAGGCCUGACUAACAGUGUUUUGACUUCAGUAUGUGCAGCUGUGCUGGAUUGCACUGGUGAGUGGAGAUUCUGGUCUCUUGCACCAUUUAUGCGUGGUUAAUUAUUGCCGUUUUGUGCUGAUUUAUGUUUUAUACUUGUAUUUUUACAGAUGAGUUGUAUAUGUGAAGAAAUUUAAAUGGGUUUUAGGCAUAGCUUAGCCUGUGGUGCAGAUUGUAUUAUGGCAGCAAACUUGUUAGUGACAGAAAGCAACUCUGAGCUGUUGCAACGAUGAGGAAAACAUUUGACAGGCUGAUUGUCUUGUCCUUAUACCAUCAUUUUGGUCAAAUUGACAAUGGGCUGUUGUUUAAUGUUACAGAUGCAAUUGUCUCCUGAUAAACAAAGUUGAUUCAGCAUUCAUUGAAAAGACAAUGCCUGUAUUUUAGGGAAAAAGAAAAGAGUGUUUUGUAAGCUUCAUGGUGUCAUUCCUGGUUUGUUUUUUUUAAGAGAUGUAUUUGACAGUAAGCUGUCUUUUUCAGUUCUGGAAACCUUGGCAAAUCAGCUUUCAAAACAACUUCAUAUAUGUAAAAUAUGUGAUUACCUUCUAAAGGUGGGGUCUAUUUGGGACAUGUUUUGCUUUUACAUUCACAACUCCAUAAAACUCCCCUCUCUUUACUGUCCACUUCUGGCACCAAAGAAUUCUAGUGUAUGUUCAGUUAGAUACUCUUAUUGAUUGAUUCUAAACUUACUUUCCUUUUCAAGAUUUUUUUAAUUGGGGAAAAAUAUUGCAUGUUUAUUUUUGGGCUCCUUUAAUUGGGUGACAUUGGGCAACAAGGUACUGCUCAUAUGGAAUAUGCCAGGUCCUACAGGUCCUAAUUUUCUCACUACUCUGUAGGCGUUGUUAAUACCUUAACAUCACAAAUAAGGUAAAUAGUAUGUAAAUAGGAGGCUGAUUGGUUGAAAACUUUGCAGAAAAGGAGUUGGGGACCCUGCUGCAACAGGCUGCACAUGAACCAGCAGUGCACCCUUAUGCCAAAGGCAAACGAGACCAUUCCAGGCCUGAUAGGCAGAGGCCUGCCAGCAGAUCAUGGGAAGUGAUCCUACCUCUCCUCUCUGCUCUGUGAGUGCAGAUGUGUGUGAAAUGCUGAGUCUAACUCUGGGCUUUUGCAUGAGGAAGAUUGGGAUGUAUUGAAGGAAGUCCAGUGCAGGGCCACAGCUAUGACUGAAGGACUGGACCAUCCAGCAUAGGAAGAGAUGCUGAGAGAGCUGGGGCUGUUCAUCCUG